Messenger RNA from Scatophagus argus, 893 nucleotides. It is a transcript of the gene h3f3d, whose product is annotated as H3 histone, family 3D. Lineage: Eukaryota; Metazoa; Chordata; Actinopteri; Scatophagidae. The transcript is spliced from 4 exons. Gene Ontology annotation, molecular function: structural constituent of chromatin; protein heterodimerization activity; DNA binding. Bases 153 to 563 code for a protein of 136 amino acids. Gene Ontology annotation, cellular component: nucleosome. The record is from RefSeq and is a predicted model, not a curated record.
CAAUCCUGUCAUUUCAGAGGCGGGACUUGGAGAGCCACUCCGCUCAAGCUAUAAAUACCACCUUCUGUGCCCUCGGGUGAUAUAGUCAACCGACACGCAAGAAGAGGACGUCGUCUUCCCGGAAAAUAAACACAAAGACCCGCAGGUAAAGUAUGGCUCGUACCAAGCAGACCGCCCGUAAAUCUACAGGAGGAAAGGCGCCGAGGAAGCAGCUGGCCACCAAAGCUGCCAGGAAAAGCGCGCCAUCCACCGGUGGAGUGAAGAAGCCCCAUAGAUACAGGCCAGGUACUGUUGCUCUGCGUGAGAUCCGUCGGUACCAGAAGUCCACUGAGUUGCUCAUCAGGAAGCUCCCUUUCCAGCGCCUGGUCAGGGAAAUCGCUCAGGAUUUCAAGACAGAUCUCCGUUUCCAGAGUGCAGCUAUUGGUGCUCUGCAGGAAGCCAGUGAGGCAUACCUGGUUGGACUGUUUGAGGACACCAACCUGUGCGCUAUUCAUGCAAAGAGGGUUACCAUCAUGCCCAAAGACAUCCAGCUGGCCAGGCGAAUUAGAGGAGAGCGCGCAUAAACGACUGGAUUUUACCUUUUUAGUGGGGGUGGGUGGGAUUGAUUGGGGUUUAUUUUGUAAAUCUUGAACUAUUACCAGCAUGUGUGCCACCUAAUUUGUCAUUUGUAGUUUUGGGCAUGUUUUUUUGUACUUCAUUUGUCAUUUCACUCUUUCCUCUCAACACUGUCCUGUUCAUUGUAGAGUAGAACUUAAUCUGUGUAAAUGCUAAAAACAAUAUUCCACUGCCUUUCUCAGGUCUGCAACUCAAUUUUAGAAUCUGUACCUUUCAAUCCUGUGUGUGCAUGUCAUAGGAUUUCUUGUUGUGCUGUAAAUAAACUUUCUGCUACCUCA